This is a messenger RNA of Cyclopterus lumpus (lumpfish), 1854 nucleotides long. It is a transcript of the gene rbp3, whose product is annotated as retinol binding protein 3. The transcript is spliced from 4 exons. The record is from RefSeq and is a predicted model, not a curated record. Gene Ontology annotation, molecular function: serine-type peptidase activity; retinol binding. The coding region runs from base 1 to 1854 and encodes 617 amino acids. NCBI's taxonomy places the organism in Eukaryota, Metazoa, Chordata, Actinopteri, Perciformes, Cyclopteridae. Gene Ontology annotation, biological process: proteolysis.
AUGGCAAAGCUUAUCUGCCUGGUGGCACCUCUGCUAGUAUUGGGGAAUGUUUUCAAUAUCCAUGCCGGGUUUGCCCCCAACCUCAUCAUAGAUAUAGCAAAAAUCGUCAUGGACAAUUACUGCUCACCAGAGAAGCUGGCGGGCAUGAAGGAGGCUAUUGAAGCAGCCGGAAGCAACACGGAGGUUCUCAACAUCCCAGACGCUGAAACCUUGGCGAAUGUACUCAGUGCUGGAGUCCAGACCACAGUCAGUGACCCACGUUUGAUGGUCUCCUAUGAGCCAAACUAUGUCCCUGUGGUUCCCCAGAAGAUGCCUCCCUUGCCCCCUGACCAGGUAAUUGCCGUCUUGCAAACUUCGAUCAAGCUCGACAUCCUGGAGGGCAACAUCGGCUACCUGAGGAUCGAUCACAUCCUCGGGGAGGAGGUUGCUGACAAGGUUGGCCCUUUGCUCCUAGACCUGGUCUGGAAUAAAAUCCUGCCAACCUCAGCUCUCAUCUUUGACUUGCGCUACACCAGCAGCGGGGACAUCUCAGGAAUCCCCUACAUUGUGUCUUACUUCACCGAAUCUGAGUCUCUGAUUCAUAUUGACAGCGUGUAUGACCGUCCCUCAAACACCACCACGAAGCUGUUUUCUAUGGCAGCACUGCUGGGGGAAAGAUACAGCAUUACCAAACCCCUCGUUAUCCUCACCAGCAAAAACACCAAGGGCAUUGCCGAGGAUGUUGCCUACUGCCUCCAGAACCUGAAGAGGGCCACCAUUGUGGGCGAGAAGACCGCUGGGGGCUCUGUGAAAGUAGAUAAAAUCAAAGUGGGCGACACUGACUUUUACGUUACCGUGCCAACUGCAAAGUCCGUCAACCCCAUCACCGGCUCCACCUGGGAGAUUACAGGUGUAACCCCUGAUGUGGAGGUCAACGCCGAGGACGCCCUUGCCACCGCCAUCAAGAUCGUCAACCUCCGUGCCCAAGUUCCAGCCAUCAUUGAGGGAUCAGCGACCCUGAUUGCCGACAACUACGCCUUUGAAGAUAUUGGUGCUGAUGUUGCAGAAAAGUUGAAAGGGCUCCUGGCAAACGGCGAGUACAGCAAGGUUGUCUCCAAGGACAGUCUGGAGGUGCAGCUGUCCGCUGACCUGAAGACCCUGUCUGGGGACAAGAGCCUGAAGACAACCAGCAACACCCCAGCCCUGCCACCCAUGGAUUAUUCUCCAGAGAUGUUCAUUGAGCUGAUCAAAGUCUCCUUCCAAACUGACAUAUUUGAGAACAACAUCGGAUACCUGCGUUUUGACAUGUUUGGAGACUUUGAGGAGGUCAAGGCCAUCGCCCAGAUAAUUGUUGAGCACGUGUGGAAUAAGGUUGUCCACACUGAUGCUCUGAUCGUUGACCUCAGGAACAACAUUGGUGGCCCAACAACAGCCAUUUCAGGCUUCUGCUCUUACUUCUUUGAUGCCGACAAGCAGAUUGUGCUGGACAAGCUGUAUGACAGACCAUCCGGGACCACCACCGAGCUCCGGACCCUGCCUGAACUCACAGGCACAAGGUACGGCUCCAAGAAGAGCCUGAUCAUGCUGACCAGCAGAGCGACUGCCGGCGCCGCAGAGGAGUUCGUUUACAUCAUGAAGAAGCUCGGCCGCGCUAUGAUCGUCGGGGAGACCACCGCCGGGGCUUCCCACCCGCCCAAGACCUUCAGUGUCGGUGAGACCGACAUCUUCCUCAGCAUCCCCACUGUCCACUCUGACACUGCCGCCGGGCCGGCCUGGGAGGGAGCUGGCGUCGCACCCCACAUACCCGUCCCGGCUGACGCCGCCCUGGAGACUGCCAAGGGCAUCUUCAACAAGCACUUUGCAGGCCAGAAGUAA